AUGAGAUUCGAGAUUGUUACAGAAAAAAAUAAUUGUAAUAAAUUGAUAAAUUUAUCAACUCCUUGGGCUGAAAAUUAUGGUUAUCCUUUUCAUUUGUCGAUAAAGUGCUAUGAUAGUGUUCUAGUAAAAGAUAUUGGUAUUACAUGUGAUUUAUGGAAAUUGGAAGAAGAGAAAAUUAAUCGAGAGGAUUCAGAAGAGAAAUUAAUCAUUCCAGAACAGAAGAAAUCCAACUCUUUAAUCACUCAGAAAUUAAAUGCUUACACAAGAAAUUUUUUUGAUAUUAUUUCAAUGAAAAUAACAAAAAUACUUAAUCAGUCAGAGCAAGUUGAAAAUGAUGAUAGGUUGAAUAAAAUUGUUGUUGCAACAGAAUACAUUGAUUCAGAAGGUAGGCCGUGUUUAAGAUUGAGGUUGAAGUGUAUAAGAAAACAAUCAGAAGAAUCUAUAAAAACUUCUAUUACUCCAAAAAAGAAUAAAACAGAAACACAAAAUCGUAGUAAAUCAAAAUUGAAAAUUUUCUUCUUAGAAAUACAAACUAAUAAUAAAAGAAAAUCGUCCCUUUCAAGUAUUCCGUCGUUACUUAACAAUUUAACAAAAUCUAAACAUUUAAAGAAAGAAAUUAAAAUUACUCACGAAAGCAUAAAUGAAAAUAAUUUUAAUUCAUAUGAUGAUAAUGAAACAAAAUUGCCGAGAAAUAGAAUUAUUGCGACAUCAAAUUAUCGCAAACAAGUAGAAAUAUUACAUUCAUCAUAUUCACCUCGUUAAAAUUAUAAUCAUUGAAUA
Chelonus insularis is the source of this 780-nucleotide messenger RNA. RefSeq lists its product as uncharacterized. The record is from RefSeq and is a predicted model, not a curated record. The transcript is spliced from 3 exons. The coding region runs from base 1 to 762 and encodes 253 amino acids. Lineage: Eukaryota; Metazoa; Arthropoda; Insecta; Hymenoptera; Braconidae.